AUGGAGGCUGCAGCUGUGGCUGGAUCUGGAUUUGGGAGAGGGUAUGCGAAUGGGGCUGUGGAUGCUGAUGCUGGUGCUGGUGCUGCGCAUGUUGCUGCUGCUGCUGCGGCUGCUGUUGCUGCUGUUGCUGAUGCUGCUGAUGCUGGUGUUGUGGAUGGGGAAGAGGGUGAGCCUGGCCUGGGGUUGGAGCUGGAGCUCCUGGACCUGGCAUAUAUGGCUGGCUCAGAAGGUUGUCCAUAA
Trichophyton benhamiae CBS 112371 is the source of this 240-nucleotide messenger RNA. RefSeq lists its product as uncharacterized. The coding region runs from base 1 to 240 and encodes 79 amino acids. NCBI's taxonomy places the organism in Eukaryota, Fungi, Ascomycota, Eurotiomycetes, Onygenales, Arthrodermataceae. The transcript has a single exon. The record is from RefSeq and is a predicted model, not a curated record.